CAUAUUUUUCAUUGUUUUGGGUCACCUCUACAGUCUACAGUUACACAAACCAAACAACGAGUUCGAUAGGGCUGCGUACAUCUCCUGCCUCCCGUAAGAGCUCCCCAAACACUGGAUCAAUAAUGGACAUGGAUUGCGACGAUACUUCAAAACCUGAAGGAAUGCACCUGUGUGGAAUUCAAUCUUUUUCUUUAGGGUUUUGAAUUUGCCUUCUUAUAGAUAUUAUGGAUUUUCUUACAGAGAAAAGUGGAGAGGAGGAGAGAAAGCCAAUCGUGGUGAUCUUGGUGGGUGCACCGGGCAGUGGCAAGUCCACUUUCUGCGAACACGUCAUCUGUUCUUCUUCUCGACCUUGGGUUCGCAUCUGUCAGGACACUAUUAAUAAUGGCAAAGCUGGAACGAAGCCCCAGUGCCUUAAGGCCGCAGCAAGUGCAUUGAAGGAAGGUAAAAGUGUAUUUAUUGACAGAUGCAAUCUGGACAGAGAACAGCGUGUAGAGUUUGUGAAGCUCGGUGGUUCCCAGAUAGACGUUCAUGCUGUGGUGCUUGAUCUUCCUCCUCAGCUUUGUAUAUCUCGUUCUGUGAAGCGCACUGGGCAUGAAGGAAAUUUGCAAGGUGGAAAAGCUGCUGCUGUUGUCAAUAGAAUGCUGCAAAAGAAAGAAUUGCCUAAGCUUUCUGAAGGUUUGUCUCGAAUCAUGUUUUGCCAGAGUGAGAGUGAUGUUCAAGCAGCAAUUAAUACUUAUUGUGCACUUGGUCCUUUGGAUACCCUUCCAAACGGUUCUUUUGGUCAGAAGAACCCUGAUGCCAAAGUUCAACUUGGUAUCAUGAAGUUCUUAAAGAAAGUAGAUGUUCCUUCCAAUGCAGGAUCCAGUUCAGGUAGUGUUCAGGAUUCUGCAUUUCCUCAAGUUAGCAAGGAAAGGAAUAAUUCUUGCAAAGGGCCAGAUAAUUUGUUAUCAUUAUCGGCUAUUGCUUGUAAGGAGGUAAAAGAAAUUGAAGACCUGCCUAAACACUCCAUUGGCUGUGAUGUUACUCCUGACAGCAUUCCCACUCUUGCAUUUCCAUCUAUUUCAACAGCAGACUUCCAGUUCAACAGUGAGAAGGCAUCUGAUAUCAUGGUUGAAAAAGUUGAAGAGUUUGUGAAGAAGCUUGGAAAUGCCAGGCUGGUUCUUGUGGACUUGAGUCAUGGAUCAAAGAUUUUGUCUUUGGUUAGGGUUAAAGCUGCACAAAGGAACAUUGACAGCAAAAAAUUCUUCACAUUUGUUGGAGAUAUAACUCAACUAUAUUCACAAGGAGGCUUGCGCUGCAAUGUGAUAGCUAAUGCUGCCAAUUGGCGACUGAAACCAGGAGGUGGAGGUGUGAAUGCUGCAAUUUUCAGUGCUGCAGGUCCUGCCCUAGAGGUUGCAACUAAGGAACGAGCAGCUUCUCUUGUCCCUGGACAUGCUGUUGUUGUUCCCCUUCCUUCAAAUUCUCCCUUGUAUAUCAGGGAAGGGGUAUCUCACAUCAUACAUGUCCUUGGCCCAAAUAUGAACCCACAAAGACCUAAUUGCCUUAAAGAUGACUAUAUUAAAGGCUGCAAAAUUCUUCGUGAUGCAUACACAUCACUUUUUGAUGGUUUUCUCUCUGUACUGAGGAACCAAGCAAAGUUAACGAGUAAAAGCCUUGUAUCAGAGAAAUCAUUGAAAGAUACCUCUUGCGGUGACCUUAGAAAUUAUUUGGCAAAUGGUGAUCAAAAGACUAAGAGAGAUGGUAAUUCUGUAUCUGAGAGAAGCAAAAAAUGCAAGGGAUCUCAUUAUGAAAUUGGAACUGAUGGUACUGGUUCUGGCUCUACACAAGGAAAGAUAAGUAAUGACAACAGUAAGAUUGAUGGAAGCACUUCGAAGAGCUGGGCGUCAUGGGCUCAAGCUCUUUGCCAUAUUGCUAUGCAUCCUGAGAAGCAUAAAAAUGUGUUGCUGGAGAUAUCAGAUGAUGUUGCUGUACUAAAUGAUCUCUACCCUAAGGCACAAAAGCAUCUCCUCAUCUUGGCAAGAUGUGAAGGUCUUGAUUGCCUUGCUGAUGUACAGCAAGAACACCUUCAAUUGUUAACAACAAUGCAUGAUGUGGGCUUGAGAUGGGCUGAAAAAUUCUUGCAUGAGGAUUCAUCAAUGAUCUUUCGCCUUGGAUAUCACUCAGUUCCUUCCAUGCGACAGCUUCACCUGCAUGUUAUCAGCCAGGAUUUCAAUUCUAACCAUCUAAAGAAUAAGAAACACUGGAACUCCUUCAAUACUGCCUUUUUCAGAGAUUCAGUUGAUGUAAUUGAAGAAAUCAAAAACCAUGGCAAAGCAACAGUAAAAGACGACAGCUAUUUGUCAAUGGAGUUGCGUUGCCACCGAUGUAGAAGUGCACACCCUACUAUACCCAGGCUGAAAUCACACAUCAACAACUGUCGAGCCCCCUUUCCUCCCUUCCUACUUGAAAAUGGUCGUUUAGUGCUUCCAGAAGAUAACAAUACGAAUGAUUCCUAGGUGUCUAUGACUUAUGCCUUGUCAAAAUUUUGUUGUACUUAACUUUAUGUUUUUUCUAGCCCAAAAUAUAGGGCAAUAGUUUUCAGGCAGUGUAGGGAAAUCUGUUCUUGUGUAACAUAUGCAGUUGCUUCUUAAUUUGCCCUAUUUCGUCUUGGAGCUGCACUGCGGAUUGAAACUCUCCGCAAACUGAUGUGUUGCAACCUUUGCUCCCAAAAGCAACCUGUUGGGUUGCCGAUGGGUGCAAUAUAAUGCUAUUAGAUUCUGGUAAGUAUCUAGUAGAAGUAGACUGCAGCAGUGUCAAUUCCAGUUCCAUUCUUUGCUAGCAUUAGGUCUACUGUACUGGUUGGAUAUAUUUUGAAAAAUUCGAGUUCAAGUAAUCAUAUAUUUAUUACUAUUAAAUUUUA
Hevea brasiliensis (rubber tree) is the source of this 2899-nucleotide messenger RNA. Its product is annotated as transcription factor bHLH140. Lineage: Eukaryota; Viridiplantae; Streptophyta; Magnoliopsida; Malpighiales; Euphorbiaceae. Gene Ontology annotation, cellular component: nucleus. The record is from RefSeq and is a predicted model, not a curated record. The transcript is spliced from 6 exons. Bases 225 to 2495 code for a protein of 756 amino acids. Gene Ontology annotation, molecular function: double-stranded RNA binding; DNA 5'-adenosine monophosphate hydrolase activity; mismatched DNA binding. Gene Ontology annotation, biological process: double-strand break repair; single strand break repair.